AUGAGCUCCAAUCAUGCCUCACCCCAGGCAGGCUCGGCCUCCGACCGCAAUUCCCCUUCAGACUUCUCCGCGCAGGAAUUCGCCGAACAUAACCCCGCUCUAGCAAGGAACAACAAGCUCCUCCUGCGACCGGAGCUAGUGAGGAAGCCAGAUCUAUUCACACUGUACUUUGGUUUCUGGGGUCAGAGCAACUGGACUCGGGAAAUGGGGUACAUGAUCACAAGUCGGGUGGAGAACCAAUACGUUUUGACAGCGCGGUACCCAACCCAAGAGGAGAUGGAUGCGCAUCUCGAGCACGGAUCGCGAACGCUCUACUACCGGCGUAUCCCAGUGCCUCUCGCCUCAUUUGCAGGUGCCGCGUACUUUUACAACAAGGCUCGCAAAUCGCCCGACUUCCCGAAGAACCCUACACCAAAGUUGCUCUUUGAUACUGCGCGCCAUAUGUGGAAGUUCGACGUAAAUGACUUCAAAAGGACGGUUACCUCGACUGCUUUCAAGAUGUUUUUCCUUAUGACCGCUGCCGCUAUGGCAGCAAGCGGCUGGGCUGUCUCUUCUGACGCCAUGUCCACAUUGAGCGAUCCACGCAUGAAGCAGUUUGUCGAGGAUAUGCGGAAAUCCAACCCAGAGGGUGUACGGAAGCGGAAGAUGGAAGCUGCAAACGAGCGAGUUCGGAGUCUACGUCACGGCGACGCAGAUAUCGGUACUCAGAUGCGACAGCAGAGUGGACAAGGCGGAUUCUCAGGAUCCGGUGGUUAUUCUCAGGACAACUACGACUCUCCAGCGGCACCAGCUCCUCCCUCUGAUACUGAUUCAUACAACACCACCUCUACCAGUUCUCAGUCUUCAUACGAGCCCCAAGCCCAGUCAGAACAGCGCAUCAACACCGGUGCAGUCUGGGCGCAGGGUAGAAACGCGCAGCCUGAACCCAAAUCAGCAUUGGAUUUCUUGGAUGACGAUGAUGCUAGCCCCACUGCUGCAGAAUACCGCAAUACCAAAAUUGAUGGUUCGCCCUCUGGUAGUGCUUGGGAUCGUAUUAGACGACAGAAUGUGGGAGGACGCUCACCUCGCCAACCGCCUGGUAUGACCAACCCCUACGCUGAGUUUUCGGACCAUAGUCGGGAACAAUAUGGCACUGGUCAGGAGAGCGAGAAGGACCGAGCACAAGCAGACUUCGAUCGAAUGAUCGAGGCAGAGCGAAAUGCCGGCAGUGGUGGAUCGUCUCGUAACCGUGGAUGGUGA
Penicillium nucicola is the source of this 1239-nucleotide messenger RNA. Its product is annotated as putative endo-1,3(4)-beta-glucanase. The record is from RefSeq and is a predicted model, not a curated record. Lineage: Eukaryota; Fungi; Ascomycota; Eurotiomycetes; Eurotiales; Aspergillaceae. The transcript has a single exon. The coding region runs from base 1 to 1239 and encodes 412 amino acids.